Molecule: messenger RNA, 567 nt
Organism: Procambarus clarkii (red swamp crayfish)
Lineage: Eukaryota; Metazoa; Arthropoda; Malacostraca; Decapoda; Cambaridae
Product: zinc finger protein SNAI3-like
Biological process (GO): regulation of transcription by RNA polymerase II
Cellular component (GO): nucleus
Molecular function (GO): DNA-binding transcription factor activity, RNA polymerase II-specific
Source: RefSeq, a predicted model, not a curated record
AUGGAGGUAGAACCAGAUAUCGAUGUAGACGAUGAUGGGACUAGCAGUCAGAGGUCACUUCCACAGAAACAGGCACAGCCAACGCCCAAUAUUGUCUUUGACACUGAUCCUGCCUUCUUCUCUCCAGACGAAAAGUUAAAAGUUGGCGUCAUUAGAGAAGAGGAUGGGGCUCAAGUGUUUCUGUGCAUGUACUGCAGAGCAAGAUGUGAAUCGGCAUUGGCCCUGAAGAUGCAUGUGCGUGUGUAUCACAUGCCCGUGCUAGUAUAUGACAAUGGAUUAGGCACUGUAGAAACUAGAUAUCGCAUGGGCAUUAAAUUACAAAAUACCACAUGCACCGAGUUCUCCACCACAGAGAAGCCAUUUGCAUGCCUCUUCUGUGAAUCGUCGUACAAACUCCAGAGCUCCCUCCAGUCACAUUUUCGUGAACACCAUAGCCCACAUAAGCCUUUCCAAUGUUUGGAGUGCAAGGAAGGGUUCAGAAGACCCAUAGAGUUAUCACGACAUCGUCUGUAUCGGUGCCCUGUAAGGAAAAAUACUUCAUUUUCUUCUUCAAAAAAGGAGAGGUGA